AUGGACCUGUUCAGGUCUUUGUCUCCUGCCAGCGUUUCUGCCGAAACACUCAGUCCCAGCACCGGCGCGUCCCGAGCCAACUCCCUGCCCCGCCCCACCAGCCCCAGUCCGUCGGUCGUCAGCGAGAAGGCGGAGGCGGAUCUUCAGGAUAAACAAGAGAGAGAAGAAGAAGAACGGAAACGAAAAAUCCAGUUGUAUGUGUUCAUCUCAAGAUGCAUUGCAUAUCCCUUUAAUGCUAAGCAACCCACAGACAUGACUCGGCGACAAACAAAAAUUACAAAACAACAGCUGGAGACAAUACAAGGACGCUUUCAGAGCUUCCUUAAAGGAGAUACACAAAUUAUGGCAGACGAGGCCUUCCAAAAUGCUGUACAGAGUUACUUCGAUGUAUUUCUUAAGUCUGAACGGGUAAUGAAGAUGGUACAGUCAGGUGCUUGUUCACAACACGACUUCAGGGAAGUGUUUAGGAACAAUAUUGAAAAACGGGUUAGAUCAUUGCCUGAAAUAGAUGGAUUAAGUAAAGAAACGGUUUUAACGUCGUGGAUGGCGAAAUUCGACUGUAUUUUUAAAGUUGGAGAUGAAGAUACUAAAAGGCCGUCGAGAAUGCAACAGCAAUCGUUAAACGCAGAACUGAUUUUAUCGAAAGAACAACUUUAUGACAUGUUUCAACAGAUAUUGGGAGUAAAAAAAUUUGAGCAUCAGCUCUUGUUCAAUGCCUUACAGCUGGACUCUAAUGACGAGCAAGCUGCUGCAAUUAGAAGAGAACUUGAUGGAAGAAUGCAGAAGGUAGCCGAAAUGGAGAAGAAUCGGAAACUUAUGCCAAAAUUUGUGCUGAAAGAAAUGGAAUCUUUAUAUAUAGAGGAGCUUAAAUCAUCCAUUAAUUUACUUAUGGCAAACUUGGAAUCUUUACCAGUUUCAAAAGGCUCCAUGGAUUCUAAAUAUGGAUUACAAAAGCUGAAACGUUAUAACCACAGGUCACAGGGCUCUCUGGCAAAGCUGGAAGGAGAUUCAGCAGACAGUGACACUCAACUCACAAAAAUGGAUGUUGUCUUGACCUUCCAGCUUGAGGUUGUUGUUAUGGAAGUAAAAGGACUGAAAUCUUUAGCUCCAAAUCGAAUAGUAUAUUGUACAAUGGAGGUAGAAGGAGGUGAAAAGCUACAGACUGAUCAGGCUGAAGCAUCUAAACCUAUGUGGGAUACUCAGGGAGAUUUUUCCACAACACAUCCUUUACCUGCAGUCAAAGUCAAAUUAUACACAGAAAAUCCAGGUAUGUUAGCAUUGGAAGACAAGGAACUUGGAAGAGUUAUUUUGAAACCAACACCAUUGUCAUCAAAGGUUCCAGAAUGGCAUAAAAUGCAAGUUCCAAAAAAUGCUCAAGACCCUGAUCUGAGGAUAAAAAUUGCUUGUCGAAUGGAUAAACCUUUAAAUAUGAAACAUUGCGGGUACCUUUAUGCCAUUGGCAAAGCUGUUUGGAAAAAAUGGAAGAAAAGAUAUUUUGUACUGGUUCAAGUUUCACAGUACACUUUUGCUAUGUGCAGUUACAAAGAGAAAAAGUCUGAACCUUCAGAAAUGAUGCAAUUAGAUGGAUAUACUGUUGAUUAUAUUGAACCUGCCAGUGACCUUGAGGGUGGGCGAUUUUUCUUUAAUGCUGUUCGAGAAGGGGAUAGUAUUUUAUAUGCCAGUGAUGAUGAAAAUGAAUGUCAUUUAUGGGUGAUGGCCAUGUACAGAGCAACUGGCCAAUCUCACAAACCCGCUCCUCCCAUCACACCAGCAGGAAAGAAUUCAACUAUAUCAAAAAUUCAAGGAGAUGCUGAUCGAGCAAGAAAACAUGGCAUGGAAGAAUUCAUUUCAGCUGAUCCUUGUAAAUUCGAUCAUGCUUCUCUUUUCAAGAUGUUGCAAACUCUAACUUUGGAUUAUAGACUAAAUGAUCCCUAUUGUUCUCUGGGUUGGUUUAGUCCCGGACAAGUUUUUGUACUAGAUGAAUACUGUGCACGGUAUGGUGUCCGAGGCUGUUAUAGGCACCUAUGUUACCUCAGUGAUUUAUUGGAUAGAGCUGAGAAAGGUAUCAUGAUAGAUCCAACGUUAAUCCACUACAGUUUUGCCUUUUGUGCAAGUCACGUCCAUGGGAACAGACCAGAUGGUGUGGGAACUGUUACACAUGAAGAAAAAGAAAAAUUUCAAGAAAUAAAAGAAAGACUGCGCAUUCUUUUGGAAAAUCAAAUAACAAACUUCAGGUACUGUUUCCCGUUUGGAAGACCAGAAGGUGCUCUGAAAGCAACCCUUUCUUUAUUGGAGAGGGUGCUUAUGAAAGAUGUUGUAACACCUGUCCCUCCAGAAGAAGUACGUGCAAUGAUCAAGAAAAGUUUAGAAACUGCAGCUUUAGUAAAUUAUGAGAGACUUUCCGCUGAAGCAAAGAUAGAAGAUGACCUCAGUGGGGAAGUUAUGGUGGCCCCAAGUAAGAAACUUGAAGAUCUUAUCCACUUGGCUGAGCUUUGUGUUGACUUGCUGCAACAAAAUGAAGAACAUUAUGCAGAGUUUACAUUAAAAUUUACCAAAACUGCAUCUUACAUUUAUGUUUUGCCACUUUCCUGUGCAUGUAUAAAGGUUGCUGUUCCUGUUCACAUUUGCAUGCUACUGAAUGAAAGUGAUAUCAUUUUGACAACACUAAAAUUGCACAAAACAAAAAACAAAAACAAAAAGAAACAACAAAAAAAAGCAUUUGCUUGGUUCAGUGACCUUCUUGUAGAACAUGCAGAAAUAUUUUGGUCUCUGUUUGCCGUGGAUAUGGACCAAGUAUUGGCUGAGCAACCUCCCGAUACUUGGGAUUCUUUUCCUCUUUUUCAGAUAAUGAAUGAUUAUCUGAGAACUGAUGACAACUUGAAGAACGGAAGAUUUCACCAACAUCUUCGAGACACAUUUGCACCACUUGUAGUGAGAUAUGUUGAUCUUAUGGAGUCAUCCAUUGCUCAGUCAAUCCACAAAGGGUUUGAAAAGGAACGCUGGGAAAUAAAAGGGAAUGGAUGUGCUACAUCUGAAGAUUUGUUUUGGAAAUUAGAUGCUUUACAGUCUUUCAUAAGAGAUCUUCAUUGGCCUGAUGCUGAAUUUCGGCAACAUUUGGAACAGCGGCUAAAACUGAUGGCAUGUGAUAUGAUAGAGUCGUGUAUACAAAGAACUGAAAAUGCAUUUCAACAAUGGCUGAAGAAAGGUGUAACGUUUACAUCUACUGAUUAUAUUAUCCCAUCAGAAAUGUGUGCAAUGGUUAAUGUUAUCUUAGAUGCUAAGAACCAGUCUUUCAAGUUGUGUGCGGUAGAUGGAGUUGAUGUGCACCAGUACCAUACAAAAAUUGAUGAUCUCAUAGAGAAGACGUCAGCCAAUAUGACCCAAGGCAUGAUAAGUAAAUUGGUAUCAGUACUGGAGGCAACAUUAUCCAAAUUGUCACGAUACGAUGAAGGGAGUUUAAUUGGUUCCAUCCUCAGUUUCACGAAUGUCUCAGGGUCAGGCAAAGAUAUGGGACAAGCCUAUGUUAAUUUCACUCGUAACUGUAUGGAUCAAAUACGAAGUAAAGUAAAUGAUGAACUCUGGAUUCUUAAUUUUUUUGAGCAAUGGUAUACUGCACAAAUUCAGCUGCUUUGCAACUGGCUCUCCGAAAGAAAUUAUAUUCAGACUUUGAGUUACAAGGUGUUAUGGAAGAUAAACUAAAUUCAAAAACAUACCAAACGAUUUCCCAGAGGAUGCAAACUGAAGAGGCAACGUGUGCCUUGACAAUGAGUACACGUCGUGAUAAUGAAGAUUCAGAAGGAUAUCCAGAAACCGGAAUUGAUGACGAUGGAGACAGGAGCAAACCGAAAGUGACAAUUAGAGAGACUCUUGGAGAAGAUGGAAACUAUGUGGCUAAAAUUACAAAUGUCACAACAAAUAUUGCUGGACGUAUGGGCAACAUGUUUGGAAAAGGAAUAGGUGGAAUAACCAGCAAGUUAGGUGGUGGCAGUUGGUUUUAGAAUAGGUUAACUAGACUUUUAGUUAAUGAGUUAUAGAUGCCUUUAAUUGGUCUUACUAGGGCUUGCUUUGAGUUUGUAUAAUGACUGAGCUCUGCCUGUGAUUUUUUGCCCCAGUAAAAUAAUCAGAUUGUUCUCGAACUCGCACUCAGAUAUGUCACAUGCAUUUGUAUCUGGGAUGAAGAGUACAUAGGUUCAUGUAUAUAUAUAAAUAUAUAAAUAUUACAGAAAAGGAAAUAACAUAAUAACUUGUGUUUCAUAUUUUGACAGAAACCUGUUUUGUGUAGCACAUUUUCCACAAAAGAACCUUUAGUAUACAUGUGAUUGGGGCCACAUGUUCAAAUUGCAACAAUAUUGUAAAUAGUAUAAAAAGCACCUAUAAUACUGAGAUUCUUAAUGCAUUUCUUGGAGAGCUCUGUACAUAUAUUUUCCCCUUUAUAUGAAGAAAACUGAAGAAAGUUUGCAUCGUUAACUAUAUAAACGACAAAUGAUAUUUGUUAUAAGCAAAUUUUACAUCUUUGCGCAUGACUCCAUAUUCAUAUGACAUCGUUGGCCACAUUUGUUAUGCAUUUUGAAUGCAAGUUAUCAUUUUGACAUUGAUAGCAUUUGGGAUAUUGGGGUAUUCAUCUAAUUUUUUACCAUUUUUAGCAUAAAUUAGUACUAAAUGUUAAGAAGUUUAUCAGUGUUUCUUUUUAGUGCAUGUAUGGAAUUAACAG
Molecule: messenger RNA, 4711 nt
Organism: Gryllus bimaculatus (two-spotted cricket)
Lineage: Eukaryota; Metazoa; Arthropoda; Insecta; Orthoptera; Gryllidae
Source: the annotation of a GenBank genome assembly